This is a messenger RNA of Lytechinus pictus (painted urchin), 2000 nucleotides long. RefSeq names its product protein wech-like. NCBI's taxonomy places the organism in Eukaryota, Metazoa, Echinodermata, Echinoidea, Temnopleuroida, Toxopneustidae. Gene Ontology annotation, biological process: protein monoubiquitination. The record is from RefSeq and is a predicted model, not a curated record. Gene Ontology annotation, molecular function: zinc ion binding; ubiquitin protein ligase activity. Bases 1 to 1737 code for a protein of 578 amino acids. The transcript is spliced from 2 exons.
AUGGUGGUGGCAGUGGUAGAUGAAGAAGAUGAUAGAAACACAACAAAUGUCACAGAUGGUGAUGUUGCAAAUCUUAAAACUAAUAUACCUGUUAAGUCAAUUGUUGAUGACGUCAGGAAUAGUAAACAGCUCUGUGACGUGUGUGAAGAGCAAUCAAGAGCCACACAAUUCUGUUGCGAAUGUGGUAAAAAUAUGUGUAACGCAUGUCUGCAAGAUCAUAACAACUGGAAACCACAUCUCAAGCAUAAAGUAGUGAGCGUUGAAGAAAUCAGGAAGGGUAGGGUAGUCUUAAAGAAGAAGGUUUACUGUAAAGAAGAAGUGCACACAUCAGAUGAAUGUGAAUGCUCUGAUGUCUGCACGACAUGUAAGAAGCUCAUUUGUAUGAGAUGUCGCAUGCUCUACCACGAGAAAAAAGGCCACGAUGUGGAAGAUUUAAGAGAGUACAAUUCGUCUUUCAAAAAGAGCUCUGAAUUACUUCAGGGUCAAGGAAAGACAAAAGCUACAGCAGUCAAGAAUCAUAUGACGUGUAUUGAUAACCAAAUCAAACGUGUUCAUGAUCACAUUAAUGCUGAAAAUGUGAAGCUUGACAAGCUUUGUGAAGAUGCUAUCAAGAAAAUAAAAGAGAGGAAUGCUACCUUGAAAAGACAACUAGAUGAUCAGAGAGAAGAAUUAUGCAAGAGUUUAAAUAAUAUGAACAUUGAUGAUGAGAGGUUGGUUAAGAGUAUUGAGAGUGCGAGUGAUUUGCUGAGUAAUACUUUGAAAGCCCCACUAGAAGGAGAUGUUGUAGCAAUUCGUGAUUCAUUGUCUGGUGAAUUGAAGAAUGUAUUAGAUAGAGAUGAUCCAAAGGUAAAGGUUGCUAUUGAUGUAGGUGAUCAUGCAGAGGAACUGACGUUUACACCAAGCUGCGAUCCUGAUGCAUUAUCAUUGGGGGAACUGAGGUUUGUGAAUUGCGAGCCCGCGAAAUGCAAUGUAUUACUCACAAAGAAAGAUAGUAUGAAUGGCAUGACGGCUUCAAAGAAUGGUAUGAUGGCUGUUGGUUAUAGCAUUGGAGGGAUUGAUAUAUUCUCUGCUGAUGGUCAGCUGCAGAAAACAGUCAUCAAAUAUGUCAAAACAAGUGAGGUAGGAUUCCUCUCUGAUAAUCGAUAUGUUGUACGUGAUACAUGCAAUAAGAUAUCCCUGUACACAUCAGACGAAGAGAAGCAGGAUGCAUCAUUCGAUACUCUAGAUGAUAGUGAAGGUGGGACAGGUGGUCUCACUGUAGACAGCAAUGAUCUGAUCUAUGUUAGCUACAGGAAAGCUAAGAAGAUCCAGGUAUUCUCACCAUCAGGUGGGAAGGCUAUCAAGGAGAUACCAUGCGAUGGGUAUAAACCUAUGCAAAUCACAAGUUAUGGUGAUUCAUUGAUCGUCAAGCAGUUUAAGAAUGCAAUAAUACGUAUUGAUAAAAAGGGUGGUGCAAUGCAUAAAUUAACGAAACCAGUGGAAAAUAGCCUCUUUGCUGAUGUGAGUAAAGACAAUACAAUCCUGAUUGCCUAUGUAAGACACGAGGACGGCCUGCUCAAUAUCGAUGAGUACACCGGUGAACUUAAACACAUCAGGAGUCUUAUAUCUGAUUACAAGAUUGAGAAACCGGAAAGGCAAUGGUAUUACCUUAGACAGUUCCAGUCAGGAGAGAUAGCUUUCUGUACUUCGGAUAGGCUCUAUAUAUUCAAUCUAAUGACUAAUAAAGUUACCUCGUAAGAAUAUGAUGUCCGAAGUGUUUAAAAGUCAAAUCUCUUUUUACUAAUAACAAAUUAUUUAAUUCACUAGUUUCAACAUUAAUAUUGGUAGUCCAUUACUGUCAAGAAUCAAGAAAUUUUAUUCAUUCCAUUCGCCAAAAAAUCACGUAAUAGAAUAGUAAAAUACAGAAUUACAUGAUAUACAAUGAUAAAAAAAAAUAUUUGGUAUUACAUACAGAGGAAAGUAAUACAAUUACAUUUGAGACGCUGCAAAAGUUAAACCCC